AUGGCGACCGCAAGUCUCAACGUGAUUGCGCUCAUCUCGGGCGGCAAGGACAGCUUCUACAGCCUGCUGCACUGCAUCCAGAAUGGCCAUCGCAUCGUCGCCCUCGCCAACCUCUAUCCGCCGGUGCCCGAUGCGCCUGCCGGCGGCUCGCAAGACGAGAGAGAUCUGAACAGCUUCAUGUACCAGACUGUCGGCCAUGAAGUUAUUCCGCUCUAUGCGGAAGCCACGGGCAUCCCGCUGUACCGACAGCUCAUCGCAGGAGGCGCGACGCGCCACGAGAGAGACUAUGCCUAUGAUGCUUCGGAGCCUGGUGUCGACGAGACAGAGUCCAUGCUGCCGCUCCUGCGACGCAUCAAGGAAAAGCACCCAGAGGCCAACGCCCUCUGCUCCGGUGCCAUUUUGUCGACCUAUCAACGCACCCGUGUCGAGUCCGUCGCCGUUCGUCUGGGCCUCACGCCACUGGCCUACCUCUGGCAGUAUACGGUCCUGCCUGCUCCCGUCACACCGGCAAAUGAAUCGCAGCUCCUAACCGACAUGGAGGCUGCCGGGCUCGAGGCCCGCAUUAUCAAGGUGGCGAGCGCAGGACUGGACGAGAGUCAUCUGUGGGAGUGCGUGUCGAGCGAAGCCGGGUCUCUCCGGGUGAAGAAGGCUCUAAGCAAAUUUGGCGCCGUCGACGGCGCCUCUCUAGGAGAAGGGGGCGAAUUCGAGACGCUGGUCCUGGAUGGGCCUGGCUGUCUCUUCAAGAAGAGCAUUGCAAUACCCGAACAAGGCAGGCUUGCGGUUCAAGAAGGGGGUGGCUCGACGUGGCUCUUGACCAGAGGUGCACACUUGCAGGACAAAGACACCUCAAGCGCAGAUGACUCGGUUGAUGCGAGAAUUCCUGAUCUAUUUGAUCCCAAAUUCGCACGAAUACUAGAGGACUUGGUUGCACAACCCCAUAAAGUGCCAGGAGCUGCGGUGGAAGGCUCCGUGGCCAAACCAUUGUCCAUGAUUACAUACCAUGGCGAGCCCGAGUUAUACACGUGGACUUUUGUUUCUGAUGAGCCAUUUGACUCGAACAUGGUAACUGAGGAAACGGGUAGCGUGGUGAGCCAACUCAAGGACGCACUGGUGAAGCACGGCCUCGAUGCCGCGCAGUUGACGACGGUCAUCAUCGUUCUGAGAAACAUGGCCGACUUUCCCACAAUAAACCAGGUAUAUGGUGGCUUAUUCGAGUCGCCCAAUCCCGCAUCCCGGGUGACUAUUGCCUGCGGCAACUUGCUACCAAAGGGACGCAAUAUCAUGCUGUACGCUACAGUUCCGGCAGCCGCCAAGACGCUCACAAGAGACGGCCUCCAUGUGCAGUCGAGGUCAUACUGGGCGCCAGCCAACAUUGGCCCCUAUAGUCAGGCCAUUGACACUCCUAUCACGAGGUGUCAUGUUAGCCUUGGUCUGCGAUCUGUCUACAUCGCGGGCCAAAUACCACUGAUACCGCAUAGCAUGAUAUUACCCACCCCCUCCGACACUUCUCUUGUCGAGCAAAUAACGCUCUCUCUGCAACAUUUGUGGCGUAUUGGCGCGCAAAUGAAGGUACAGCAAUGGACGAGCGCCGUCGCCUACUUUGACAAGUCAGCGUCAGCCGAGGAUAUGCAGCACAAGGCGCAGUUGGCCAGUAGGGCGUGGAGCUUCAUGCAUGCAGAGCCUGUCGAAGAAGAUGAAGAGGAGGCCACGUUGGACCCAUGGGAUCUCAAAUACAAUACACAAUACAUGUCUCUGGCUAGCCCUCAGAGUAACCGGCCACGACCACUGCCUGACUGGGAGGUGUUCCCUAUGCGGCAGCAAAAUGAACCCGAGACUUGCAUUCCGCCGUUCUUUGCGGUCGAGGUGCAAGAGCUGCCGCGACAGUCUACAGUCGAGUGGCACGCUCACAUCGGAUUGGCGGGACUCGCCGAGGCGAGUACGCAGUUGGUGUCGCAUACUGAAAGGCAGCUGGACGGAUGGCGAUCGUGGAAUACACUGGUCCGAGCGGAUGAAGGCGUCUUUAUCCACACAGUGCUGGCAAAUGUUGGAUGUCUCGGCGCCAAAGCUAGCGUGAGUGCUAUUGUGGCCGAGGUCCGGGGCAAGUAUCGCGAGUCACUCCGUCUUAUGGGUGCCGAAUCUGUCGAUGUUGCUGCUCAGGUUCCCUACUUGAUGUAUGUGGACAAUGACAGCAUGAGUGGCUGGAGCGAAACUUUAGAUGGCAUUGAACUGCCAUGCCCAGUUGUGCCCAGCCAUUCGAUAUGGACAGCUGAUGGGAGGAGUGCAUCCACCAAUGAAGCCGCACCCGACACGGCACUAGACUCGUCCAACUCUGCGACCGCCGUCCCAGAACGAUCCGGCAGCACCACCAGAGGCCGCUUCCGGCAGCGGCGGCAAUCGAAAAGCGAGCGUAUCAGCGAGAUUUUACAAAACGCCAGAGGCCGCGCCGAGGAGAUGGGCUCCAACCCAACUACCAUCCGCCGCCACUCGUCGUUUGGUCGCAAGACACAGUUUGCCGAUGACGAGCCCGACGAGACGACGCGCAUCGUAUCCCGCGGAUCGAGCCACAAUUACCAGGCGGUGAACCCCCCAGAGCAUGCGGCCGCCACCGGGCCGCCGCCCGGGAGCGGGACGCGCUCCAUCUAUAGCCUGCGGUCAAGGACCGCGGGGGCGGCGACAGCUCCGCCCUCCGCAGCCGACGAGGGGGACGACGAGACGAGGACAGGCGAGGAGACGGAGACAUCGUGGUGGAGGCACCAGCUUGGCAAGUACCAGUCGCUUGAGCUGGAGAACAAGGGUAGCGUGGCCAGAGACCACCUGGCACUCGAACGAACAUUUCUCGCCUGGCUCCGCACUUCGCUCGCAUUCGCCUCGAUCGGCAUCGCCGUCACCCAGCUCUUCCGACUCAACACCUCGCUCAACGACAGUACAGCAACGCCGGACCGCACCAAGGACACGCUGCGGCGCCUCGGCCGACCGCUCGGCGGGACGUUUCUGGGCAUCAGCAUCCUGAUCCUGCUCCUGGGGUACAGGCGCUACUUUCACGGCCAGGAGUGGAUUCUCAAGGGAAAGUUUCCUGCUAGUCGCGGGACCAUUGUCUUGGUGUCCCUUGUAGGGCUGGCCAUCAUGGUCGCCUCGCUGGUCGUGGUUGUCCUCCAAUUUCGUCAUUGGUGGGGUCACGAACCACUUCCCGUCACACAAACAACCCUCACAACCCGCACCCUACACAACCAAGCGCCCUCGUAUAUUCUCGCUAUGGCUCCCAGGGAGCCCGUCGAUGUGCCCUUGUUUGCCAGCACGCAGGUAGCUCUGCUGGAACGCGAGCUACAAAGCGAGGUGCAAGAAACAAGCACCCUCAUUACCAAUCACAGCCCCGCCCGGUUGCAGCGCGCAGGUCUGGCGAUCACCAACCUCGUGGUCGCCUCGCAGCGCACUGGCCUUGGCGGUCGAACGGUGCUAGAGCUGGGACCGGACAGUGCUACCUCAACGACGGGUGAAUUGCCGGAGCACGGCCUGCGCACCGGUGACAUUGUGCUCGUUGCGGACCAGCCGGCGGGCAGUGCCAAGAAGAAAGAGAUUCAGGAAUUGGAAAAGAAGGGCGCGCGUGGCGUGGUGACCAAGGUGCAGAAGACGUCCGUGUUUGCGGCAUUGGACGAUGGCAAAGAUGAGGUGGCGUUUGGGGGUAAGGCGUGGAUGGUCAAAUUGGCAGACGAGGUCACAUAUCGAAGGAUGAAUCUGGUGAUGGAGAAGCUGCAAAAGAUGAGCGAAGCAGAAUACUCGAGUUUCAUCCAGGUGCUGUUUGGCCUGUCCAGCCCAUCGCCAGUUCCAAAGGACUUGUCAGCAGACGAGGAGCUGAGCAAGAUUGAGUGGUUUGAUCCAACUCUCAACGACUCUCAGAAGGACGCUAUUCGUUUCGCGCUGGCAUCGCGCGAGAUUGCUCUAAUACACGGGCCGCCAGGCACAGGAAAGACGCACACACUGAUAGAGCUCAUUCUACAGCUGAUCAAACUCAAAAAGCGAGUAUUGGUCUGCGGCCCGUCGAAUAUCUCUGUCGACAAUAUUGUGGAAAGACUCUCGCCGCACAAGGUCCCAAUCUUACGUCUGGGACAUCCGGCAAGAUUGUUGCCAUCAGUCGUCAACCACUCUCUGGAUGUGCUAACACAGACAUCAGAGGCUGGGGCCAUAGUCAAAGACGUGCGUGCCGAGAUGGAUGCCAAGCAAGCAUCUAUUAAAAAGACAAAAAGUGGCAAAGAGCGUCGGCAAAUAUACGGCGACUUGCGAGAGCUACGAAAAGAGUACCGAGAAAGAGAACGCAAGUGCGUUAGUAACUUGGUGGGAGGAAGUAAGGUCGUUCUGGCUACGCUCCAUGGCGCUGGCGGACACCAGCUACGCAGCGAAAAGUUUGACGUCGUCAUCAUUGACGAAGCAAGUCAAGCGCUCGAGGCGCAAUGCUGGGUACCGCUUCUGUCUGCCAACAAGGCCGUCUGUGCUGGCGAUCACCUACAGCUGCCCCCUACGAUCAAAUCGAGCAACUCCAAGGCGGCACUGAAGCUCAAGGACGGCCCAGAGGCGAAGCCGAUCAAAGGAAUGACUCUGGAGACGACGCUCUUUGACAGACUGUUGGCACUCCACGGACCAUCAAUUAAGCGGAUGCUCACCACACAAUAUCGAAUGCACGAGAAGAUCAUGCGAUUUCCUUCCGACGAGCUUUACGAGUCAAAACUAGUCGCAGCUGAAGCUGUCAAGAGCAGACUACUGAAGGAAUUGGAGUACAAAAUUGACGACAACGAAGAUACUGGUGAGCCGCUCAUAUUCAUCGAUACGCAAGGCGGCGACUUCCCAGAACGGAGCGAAGAAGACGAUGUGGAGAAUCCGAAGAAGGCAAAGCUGGUGGAGGCUGGAUUGAAAGCAGAAGAUAUUGCGGUGGUGACACCGUAUAAUGCGCAGCUGGCCGUGCUUGCACCUCUCAAGGAGAAAUUUCCCGGCAUCGAGCUUGGCAGUGUAGACGGCUUCCAAGGUCGUGAAAAGGAAGCAGUCAUUGUGAGCCUGGUGCGAAGCAAUACUGAAGGCGAGGUGGGGUUCCUGGGUGAGAAGAGACGGUUGAACGGUAUGUCAAGUCGAGGCGAGGCUGUGUCUUGCAUUUCUCUUCAUUACGGGUUUCAUGCGAAGAAGGGAUGCAUGAGAUUUGGACCAGACGAGAAGCUAACUUGA
This is a messenger RNA of Cordyceps militaris CM01, 5208 nucleotides long. Its product is annotated as DNA-binding protein SMUBP-2. The coding region runs from base 1 to 5208 and encodes 1735 amino acids. Gene Ontology annotation, biological process: protein histidyl modification to diphthamide. The record is from RefSeq and is a predicted model, not a curated record. Gene Ontology annotation, molecular function: helicase activity; RNA binding; diphthine-ammonia ligase activity. The transcript is spliced from 7 exons. NCBI's taxonomy places the organism in Eukaryota, Fungi, Ascomycota, Sordariomycetes, Hypocreales, Cordycipitaceae.